AUGGCAGCCUCCACUUGGUUUCAUCUUCAAACUGGGGUCGCCCUGUUGCUCUUAGGUCAUCGAUGGGCUCAUGGUGUGCGGCCAUUCAAGUACAAAAUCCUGAUCACUGCUCAUAAUCCACUGGUUCUAUUUUCAACACCUUACUGCACCUGCAUCGCUGUUACGGAAAUUAAGGACUUAGUUAAGGCUGGAAAUCAACACAUGACCUAUAGAGAUGUGUAUCUUUACGCAUCCGCUGCUGCUCUUAGCGCGAAUGGGACCGGCGCCCUUGCAACUGGCAGCUCGCCGAUAGAUGUGACGUCACCCCCCACGACCACCAUAGGAGAACAACCAUGGUCCACGAGUACAGCAUCAGCUACAACCUCAAAGGACGCCGGAACAACCGCAGUUCCCACUACCACUCAACCAGCCAUAUCUACUUCUACAGCUGAACUAACAACUACCACAACUAGUGAGCCAACCACAACUGCCACAACCAGUCAGCCAACCACAACUACCACAACCAAUGAGCCAACCACAACUACCACAACCAGUGAGCCAACCACAACUACCACAACCAAUGAGCCAACCACAACUACCACAACCAGUGAGCCAACCACAACUACCGCGGAACCAAUAACUACCACUGAGCCAUCACCAACUGAGUCACCCACAGCCUCACCUCUAGAUGCCGACUUCCUCAGAAUAGCAUUAAUGGGCGAAUGUAGAGACGAGGGAGAAAUAUGUAGCAGCGGAGAAAACUUAACAUGUACCUACAUCACAGACUGCCCACUCUUGCAUCUGUGCUGUCCGUACACCUGUGGUAACAGAUGUGUAGCACCAGCAAGGAAAAGAACUUUGAUGGGGUCUGAAGACACUACUUCCUUCGGAUUCGUGAUUGACCUUUGGUUCAACCAAUUCUCGACAGAGACCUACAGCAAUAUUGUCACUGCAAUCUGGGAUCGUAUAAGAUGGGAGACGAAUCCCCCGUCAGUCAACGUGAUGGUUAGAAGCUUCUCCACAACCCGCACCGACCCCAACGAAGCUGAUUUUUGCGAACUGUAUCGUCAACUGGAGACGCUCAAUUUCGAUUUCCCGGCGCUCAAGCUACAAUUUGAUCCCUUUUCCAGAAAUAAGAACAUCUUAUACAUCAUCACAGGAUCGGACUCUUACCAUUUCUUCAGACUUCUCUCGCCUCUGAAACGGAUCUUCGACUCGUUGUGCUAUGUUGUGGUUGAUGACACCUCUCUUGAAAACUACAACAUGAUUGCUACCGAAGAGAACGGCGAACCCUGUGUCCUCACCCUCGAGCAAUUAGCCAGACAUGGUUUCACUUCAGAAGAUUUCCCUCCGCGUCCAAUUGUAAACGUAAGACAUAAGUUAUUAUUUGUCCUAAGUCGCAACAGCGCCUGCUCGAAGGACUCGGACUGCGGCACCCUGGCCCUCACGUGCGUCGGCGGCACCUGCCAGCCCCCGGACUGCGCGCCCGCGGCCGGACCCCAUCCGCGAUGCCGCUUGGACUCGGACUCAGAGCUCUACCAGUGUGAUUACAACACCUCUGGAAGCGCCAGUUCUGUGAUAUCCGAGUUACUCAAACAUCAGAAUUUCCCUUUCACAAGUGACACAACGGAGGACGUACCAGGUUGUUGUGACAAUGGGCAGGUGUUAUGCCACGAGUUCCCGCUGCGCUGUGUAGACCGGGAAAAGGUGUGUGAUACGACCUUCGAUUGCAUCACCGGCGAAGACGAGCAUUUUAACACCUGCGAUAACAGAGUGUGUCGCGAGGACGAAUUUCGCUGUACGUCAGGCCAGUGCGUUCCUCAGCACAAACGAUGCGAUACAAGGAAGGACUGCGCAGACGAAUCGGACGAAAAGGGCUGUUCUCAGGUCGAGUGCAAUUUCUCACCAGCCUUCCAGUGCGUGUCAGGUCAAUGUGUUCCUGAGGUUUACCAGUGCGAUGGUCAGGAGCAGUGUGUUGACGGCAGUGACGAGGAGGCCUGUGCUUAAGUGACAUUCUUUUUUCUUCUUUUCAACAGCUAGGUUGCAUGCCUUAUCUUUUAGUUUGUUCAUUUCGGCUAUCAUGAAUGAAGAGCCCUUUUAAGAACGUUUUUCAGAUUUUAUCAGUACUAUUAUCGCUAUCAUCUUGAGACAACUGCCAGGUAGGUGACACUCAUUUGACUACAACUGCUGACGAUUUCCCAGUAAGAAUAAAUUAUGUCAUAGGUUCAA
Penaeus vannamei (Pacific white shrimp) is the source of this 2208-nucleotide messenger RNA. The record is from RefSeq and is a predicted model, not a curated record. NCBI's taxonomy places the organism in Eukaryota, Metazoa, Arthropoda, Malacostraca, Decapoda, Penaeidae.